AUGAUACCUAUUCUAGAAGACUUCUUUCCCCCAACAACAGAGGAUGUACAAGGAGAAGAUGAACAACCAACCACAAACCCUCAGUUUGAUGACUUAUUUGAGGAAAUUGAAGCUGAAUUGUAUCCCGGUUGUGAUUGGAUUUCGUCUCUCAACUUUUUAGCAAAGCUAUUGCAUUUAAAAGUUAGGGGAAAAAUUCCUAAUAACAUCUUUGAAGAAUUAUUGAAGCUUUUAAAGUUUGCGUUUCCGAAGGAAAAUAAUAUUCCAUCAACUUACUACGAGGCAAAAAAGAGAUUGAAGAAAUUAGGCUUGGGUUAUGAUAAUAUCGAUGUCUGUUUGUAUAAUUGUUGCUUAUUUUAUAAGGAGAAUGCAUCCAAGGAGGCUUGUCCAGUUUGCGGAACUAGUCGUUGGGUUACUUCCGAGAACGGGAAAGGAAAAAAAGUUCCUUGCAAAGUCAUGCGAUACUUUCCGUUGACACCUCGACUUAAAAGAUUAUAUAGUUCGAGGAUUACAGCGAAAAGCAUGAUAUGGCAUCAUACUGGAAAAUCAAAAGAUGAUGGGGUGUUGCGACACCCGGUCGAUGGUUUAGCUUGGAAAGACUUUGAUGCAAAACAUCCCGAGUUUGCAAGGGACCCAAGAAAUGUUCGACUUGGGUUAGCUGCUGAUGGAUUUAAUCCAUUUGGCAACAUGAGUCUUGCAUACAGCAUGUGGCCAGUGGUGGUAGCUAACUAUAAUCUACCACCUUGGUUAUGUAUGAAAGAUAAUUAUUUUUUGCUAUCUACCCUAAUUCCUGGUGCAAAAUCUCCAGGUAAAGACAUGGAUAUAUUUUUAAGACCUUUGGUGGAUGAAUUAAAGGAGUUGUGGAAUAAUGGGGUAGCAACGAGAGAUAGUUCGACCAACUCGAUGUUCACCAUGCGUGCUGCGCUUUUGUGGACAGUGAAUGAUUUUCCUGCUCGUAGUAGCUUGUCUGGGUGGAGUGGUCAAGGUUAUAAAGCUUGCCCUACUUGUAAUGAAGACACGACGUCCAUUCGAGUGAUCGGGAAGACAUCAUAUGUUGGUCAUCGAAGGUUCUUGCCAAGUAACCAUGCAAUGAGAAGGGAUACUCGAUUUGAUGGUAAAGUUGAAAGAAGACCUCCUCCAAGACGAUUUACUUGUGAAGAAAUAUUAUCACAAGUUAAUGCUCUCGAACCCCAAAUUCCCGGACAUCAUGAAAAUUUUGGGGGCGUGAAACGUAGAAGAGUUGCAGAAAAUUGUAAUUAG
This is a messenger RNA of Cannabis sativa, 1257 nucleotides long. RefSeq lists its product as uncharacterized. The transcript has a single exon. Lineage: Eukaryota; Viridiplantae; Streptophyta; Magnoliopsida; Rosales; Cannabaceae. The record is from RefSeq and is a predicted model, not a curated record. Bases 1 to 1257 code for a protein of 418 amino acids.